ACAAGACCGUCAAAAAGUUAUCCCUAACGUUCGUGUUGCAUGACACUGUACCUCAUUCUGGGCAGACAUGGAGCAAGGAUCCAUCCUGUAUCCAACAGGGAUAGGGAUAACAUUCGCUACCUGCCGCUCCUUGUCCUAAAGGAUAUGAUAAAGAGCAACUUGAAUGAUAGAAUUCGUUACAUUAAAGAUCACAAGAAGACGGUGGUGUUCUUCGAGCAUACAGAACUACAUUAUAUUGCCAUUUCCAAAACCAAUUCACACCACAUGCUGCUACACCACCUUAUCAUUAUCCAAAGCUAUUUAUCGUUUAUGUACGGACCGGCGUUUGCUACCCGACUAUCCACCUCUCAACCCUCACCCUUUCAACCGAAUCGAGCUUCAAUAUCGCCGAUUUCGUCUUCAGAGCUGUCAUCGGCUGCAGCUCGUAUGAUAAGUUUGUGUCGCUUAAACCCUUACUUGGCAGUACAGCCUAUUCAAGUCAGCGAAGAUCUCCGAAAGCGGUUCAGAACGAGUCUUCGGGAAGGUUGCGAUCAUGCCUUUGCAGCUUCUGAGAAAAGGAAAUCAAGCUUUGGUUCAGCUUUUCAGGCGUUAUCGAUGCAAUCCAUGCGAGAGGAGCCAACUCCCUUGCCAAACGGAAGUUGGUCUCACGCUAUGCUUUGGGUACAAGAUAAGCUUUUGGUUCGGUGUAAUAAUGGAUCAGCUGAUCACAGUCCGUAUGAUAUAGACAGCCAUGAGCUGUUGGCUGUUCUUAUACUCGUUCAAGGCUUUCUGAAAGCUCAUGGAACGAAUGAUAGUUUAUACCCAGGAGAUCAACCAGCAUCAACUGCUCACCAAAACACUAAACCGCAAAUGAUCCGAAAUUCAAGGUAGGCUAGGUCAACUCGACCUUAGUAUUUGCUUGCCUUCAUACCCUCAUCCCCAACUGCAUCAUUCCCUGAAAUAGAUCCAGCAAUCAUUCUCUAGAUACCCAUCAUUCCCGGACACCGGACUCCACCAAUUCAUCCACCA
Umbelopsis ramanniana AG is the source of this 1008-nucleotide messenger RNA. RefSeq lists its product as uncharacterized. The record is from RefSeq and is a predicted model, not a curated record. Bases 40 to 870 code for a protein of 276 amino acids. The transcript is spliced from 3 exons. Lineage: Eukaryota; Fungi; Mucoromycota; Umbelopsidomycetes; Umbelopsidales; Umbelopsidaceae.